GGCAUCUACAUGGUGAGGUUUGGAACCUCUAACCUGGUUGUACACCUAUCACCAUGGUUGAGACCUGCACUGGGAAGGAGACUAAUCCCUACACCCUUGAGCAGCAAGCGAAGAUGGCCGCCAUAGUGAAAGAGAAUAAGGAGAGAAAAGAGCGUGAGACGCAGACGAAGCUAAAGGCUAUCGCGGACGAGCGGGCGGCGAAGAUGAAGGAAGUGGAGGAGGAGAUGAAGAAGAAGGAGAAGGCUGCUGAAGAAGAAGCGGCAGCAGAAGAGGAAAAAGAAAGGAUGAGGAUUGAAAGCAGAGAAGGGAGCAGUGGCACGAAGAAGGACACAGACGCUGAGAUUGAGAAGAAGAUCAGCGAGUGGGUUUCUAACUUAUCGUUGGGGGAAGAUGAACAGGCGGAGUCAUUUGUGAUUGAGGAUGAGAAGGCCGCAUUGGCUGUUGAGCUAGCAACCAUGACGGAUCCUAUGGAGCGAAGAGAGAGGGAAGAUGAGCAAAAGUUGCAGUGGAAGCUGAGAAUGAAGAGGGAGAAAAGGAGGAGGAGAGAAGAAGUGAAUAAGAUGACCGCAACAGUAGCGAAGGUACAGGAAUGUGGAGCGGAGGGAUUGGCCCAGCCGACGAUAAGGCCAAGUGGGACAAGGGAGUUUGCGCGCGAGAUCGUCACCCACAUUGGGGGCGAAGUGAAACAGUUAAGGGACAACGUAGGGAAGUACUGCGAAGGCGCCAUUGAGGGUGCCAAAGCCAUAGCUGCUGCAGAGGGUGAAGGUAGACCCCGCAAAGAGCCUGUAAAGCUCAAGUUUCCAGACGCAUACGGGGGAAAGAAGGAGGAAAACUUUGACAACUGGGAGGCCAGUGUCAACAGUUAUAUCUAUUUGCAGCAUAUCCUAACUGAGGAGCAAGUCCUCGUGGCCUUCCAGGCCCUCAAGGAUGAAGCAGCUAGUUUCGCUAGGUCUCUUGCGCGUACAGCCGGUUGUGAAAACAACCUGGUUGCAUAUUCCAAGGUCACCCCUCUUUCCCAAUUCCUCAAGCUCCUUAAGGAGCGUUUCGCUGACCCAACGCGAGGCAUUAGAGCCUCUGACAAGCUGCAAACGAUCCACUCACGGCAGUGGAGGAGUGCCAAGGCACUCAAGAGUACCAUGGACGACUUGGUAGCCGUCCCGGACCAUGGGGUCACUAAGCCCCAGUUGGUCCAGUUGUUUUAUCGUGCCAUUCCAGAGGCCUUUACGUGGGCAUUUCUUUGACAAGUCUCAGCAGGCCGGCAUCACUUACGAUGCAUUGAGUAGG
Chara braunii is the source of this 1284-nucleotide messenger RNA. The record is from the annotation of a GenBank genome assembly. Lineage: Eukaryota; Viridiplantae; Streptophyta; Charophyceae; Charales; Characeae.